AUGAAGAAGGAUGCGAAGAAUCGAAAACAGUUUUUGCAGCUCAAAAAAAGCUAUGUUCGAAUAUUUCCGUUCGCAGUGGUAUUUGCAUUGCCGUUCCUCGGCCCUUUGGUCGAGUCUUAUAUCAAGCAGAAAGUGGGUAGUUUUGGAGAAGAUGCAGAAACUAUUAAAGCUGCAGUUGCGGAGAAAUGCAUAGGCUGGUUCGAAGAUAUCUUGCAGUAUCACAGAAAUCCGAAAUCAGUGCUGUUGGAUGAUUGCGAUGAUUAA
Molecule: messenger RNA, 264 nt
Organism: Gongylonema pulchrum
Lineage: Eukaryota; Metazoa; Nematoda; Chromadorea; Rhabditida; Gongylonematidae
Source: the annotation of a GenBank genome assembly